Messenger RNA from Mauremys reevesii (Reeves's turtle), 5035 nucleotides. RefSeq names its product paired amphipathic helix protein Sin3a. Gene Ontology annotation, molecular function: transcription corepressor activity. The transcript has 21 exons. The record is from RefSeq and is a predicted model, not a curated record. Gene Ontology annotation, biological process: negative regulation of transcription by RNA polymerase II. Bases 445 to 4287 code for a protein of 1280 amino acids. Gene Ontology annotation, cellular component: chromatin. NCBI's taxonomy places the organism in Eukaryota, Metazoa, Chordata, Testudines, Geoemydidae.
GAUUUCCCGGGGAACAGAGAAGCGGGCAGCGCUCGGCGGCGGCCGCCGAGAGACGGUUACUCCAUUUUACCCCCCUUACCGGAGCCGACCAUCCCUCGUAUCCGCCCAGGCCCAGCCGCCCCUCACCCUCUCCACUGCCCGAGCUGAGCAGCCGCCGCCCCCGCCGGGAAGAGGAGGAGGGGCCCGGGGACCCCCCACCCCGCCCGGAGCAGCCGCCGGGGCCGGGGCGCCCUCCCACAGCCCGACACCGCCAGGGACCGUCCCUCUCGAGUAGCCGGGGCGGGAGCAGCCGCCGCCGACCCCGCCAGCGGCGGGAGGAGGGGCCCGAGGGCCGCCCCCGCGUGAGGAGAAGGGGCCCGGACAGCCCCGGCGGGGCGCGAUCCCCCUGGGCACAGGGGAGGCUUUGAGCAGGUUUUGUAGUGCUUCCCUGAGCAUGAGUUCAGAAUGAAGCGGCGAUUGGAUGAGCAGGAGUCACCGGUGUACGCGUCACAGCAGAGACGUAUCACCAGCAGCACAGAAGCUUUCCAACACCAGCACCGUGUGCUUGCUCCAGCACCUCCUGUAUAUGAGGCGGUUUCGGAGACCAUGCAGUCUGCUGCUGGAAUUCAGUACUCUGUAACUCCCAGCUACCAGGUGUCAGCUGUGCCACAGAGCUCAGGCAGUCAUGGCCCUGCUAUCGCGACCGUCCAUAGCGGACAUCAUCACACCACACCAGUGCAGCCUCAUGGAAGCCAGGUGGUGCAGAGUCAUGCUCACCCGACCCCUCCAGCAGCACCAGUGCAGGGGCAGCAGCAGUUCCAGAGGCUUAAGGUGGAGGAUGCGCUCUCCUAUCUUGACCAGGUGAAGCUGCAGUUUGGUAGUCAGCCUCAGGUCUACAAUGAUUUCCUGGAUAUAAUGAAGGAAUUUAAGUCUCAAAGUAUUGACACUCCAGGGGUGAUCAGCCGCGUGUCUCAGCUCUUCAAAGGUCACCCUGACUUGAUCAUGGGCUUCAAUACCUUCUUGCCACCUGGCUACAAAAUUGAGGUGCAGACUAAUGAUAUGGUGAAUGUGACAACACCAGGGCAGGUUCACCAGAUCCCCACUCAUGGCCUCCAACCACAGCCGCAGCCGCAGCCUCAGCAUCAAUCCCAGCCUUCAGCACAGUCAACCCCAACCCCAGCACAGCCUGCACCACAGCCACCACCUGCCAAAAUCAGCAAGCCAUCACAAUUGCAGGCACAUACGCCAGCCAGCCAGCAGACUCCCCCAAUUCCUCCAUAUGCAUCACCACGCUCUCCACCUGUGCAGCCUCAUACACCUGUGACAAUCUCUCUUGGAACCACACCAUCCCUGCAGAACAAUCAGCCAGUUGAGUUUAAUCAUGCCAUCAACUAUGUCAACAAGAUCAAGAAUCGGUUCCAGGGACAGCCAGACAUCUAUAAGGCCUUCCUGGAGAUCCUCCACACGUAUCAGAAAGAGCAGCGGAAUGCCAAGGAGGCAGGUGGUAACUACACACCAGCUUUGACAGAGCAGGAGGUGUAUGCACAGGUGGCGCGCCUCUUCAAGAACCAGGAGGAUUUACUCUCUGAGUUUGGGCAGUUCCUGCCAGAUGCUAACAGCUCUGUGCUGUUAAGCAAGACAACUGCAGAGAAAGUGGAGUCGGUGAGAAAUGACCAUGGUGGAACAGUCAAGAAACCCCAGCUCAACAACAAGCAACAAAGACCCAACCAAAAUGGCUGUCAAAUCAGACGGCACUCAGGAACUGGAGCAACCCCACCAGUGAAGAAGAAACCAAAGCUGCUUGGUUUAAAGGACCAGUCAUUGGCAGAAGCCAGCAAACAUGGGGUGGGGACAGAAUCUCUGUUCUUCGAGAAGGUCCGCAAGGCUCUACGUAGCACGGAGGCAUAUGAAAAUUUUCUUCGCUGCCUGGUUAUCUUUAAUCAGGAGGUGAUCUCCCGGGCUGAGCUUGUGCAGCUGGUUUCUCCGUUCUUGGGGAAAUUCCCGGAACUGUUCACUUGGUUUAAAAACUUUCUGGGUUACAAAGAGUCAGUUCACAUGGAGACAUUUCCAAAAGAACGGGCUACAGAGGGGAUUGCCAUGGAGAUAGACUAUGCUUCUUGUAAGAGACUGGGCUCCAGCUACCGAGCCUUGCCCAAGAGUUACCAGCAGCCCAAGUGCACCGGGCGGACUCCGCUAUGUAAAGAGGUUUUGAAUGAUACUUGGGUCUCCUUCCCUUCCUGGUCUGAGGAUUCUACCUUUGUUAGCUCCAAGAAGACACAAUACGAAGAACACAUCUACAGAUGUGAGGACGAGCGUUUUGAGCUGGAUGUGGUCUUGGAGACUAACCUGGCAACAAUCAGAGUCUUAGAGGCAAUCCAAAAGAAACUCUCCCGCUUGUCUGCUGAGGAGCAAGCCAAAUUCCGUCUGGACAACACUCUGGGUGGCACGUCGGAGGUGAUCCACCGCAAGGCGCUGCAGAGGAUAUAUGCUGACAAAGCGGCCGACAUCAUAGACGGGCUGAGGAAAAACCCAUCUGUUGCAGUUCCUAUUGUGCUGAAAAGAUUAAAAAUGAAAGAAGAAGAGUGGCGAGAAGCCCAGAGAGGAUUCAACAAGGUCUGGAGGGAGCAGAAUGAGAAAUAUUACCUGAAAUCCCUGGAUCACCAGGGCAUCAACUUCAAACAGAAUGACACCAAGGUCCUGAGGUCAAAGAGCCUCCUCAAUGAGAUUGAGAGCAUCUACGAUGAGAGGCAAGAGCAGGCAUCAGAAGAUAAUGCUGGAGUUCCCAUAGGCCCACACCUGUCACUAGGCUAUGAGGACAAGCAAAUCCUGGAGGAUGCUGCUUCUCUUAUCAUCCACCACGUGAAACGGCAGACAGGAAUUCAGAAAGAGGACAAGUACAAAAUCAAGCAGAUCAUGUACCAUUUCAUUCCGGACCUGCUGUUUGCUCAGCGGGGCGAGCUCUCCGACGUGGAGGAGGAAGAAGAGGAGGAAAUGGAUGUGGAUGAAGCCACUGGGGCUGCGAAAAAGCACAACGGAGUUGGGGGCAGCCCCCCUAAAGCCAAGCUGCUGUUCAGCAACACAGCAGCCCAGAAGCUACGAGGGGUGGAUGAAGUGUACAACCUCUUCUAUGUCAACAACAACUGGUACAUCUUCAUGCGGCUUCACCAGAUCCUGUGCUUGCGGCUGCUGAGGAUUUGCACCCAGGCCGAGCGGCAAAUCGAAGAGGAGAACCGGGAAAGGGAGUGGGAGCGGGAAGUGCUAGGCAUAAAACGAGACAAGAGUGACAGCCCAGCAAUUCAGCUGCGAUUGAAAGAGCCCAUGGAUAUUGAUGUGGAGGAUUACUACCCAGCUUUCCUGGAUAUGGUGCGGAACCUGCUAGAUGGCAACAUGGAUUCGUCCCAGUAUGAGGAUUCCCUGCGUGAGAUGUUCACCAUUCAUGCCUACAUCGCCUUUACCAUGGACAAGCUGAUCCAGAGCAUUGUUAGACAGCUUCAGCACAUAGUGAGCGAUGAGAUCUGCGUGCAGGUGACAGACCUUUACCUAUCGGAGAAUAGCAACGGAGCUACCGGAGGCCUGCUGUCCUCACAGUCAACUCGGGCCCUUGGGGAGGCCACGUACCAGCGCAAAGCCGAGCAGCUCAUGUCAGAUGAGAACUGUUUCAAGCUGAUGUUCAUUCACAGCAGAGGCCAGGUCCAAUUAACCAUCGAGCUGCUGGACACCGAAGAGGAGAACUCAGAUGACCCUGUAGAGGCAGAGCGUUGGUCAGACUAUGUAGAGCGGUACGUCAACUCUGAUUCUACCUCUCCCGAACUUCGGGAACACCUGGCCCAGAAACCGGUUUUCCUGCCCAGGGAUUCUCUGGUUUACAGGAACCUGAGGCGGAUCCGUAAGUGUCAGCGUGGUCGGGAGCAGCAGGAGAAGGAAGGGAAGGAGGGAAACAGUAAGAAGUCCAUGGAGAAUGUGGAGAGCUUGGACAAGCUGGAGUGUAAAUUCAAACUGAACUCCUAUAAGAUGGUGUACGUGAUCAAAUCGGAGGAUUACAUGUACAGGAGGACCGCUCUGCUGCGUGCUCAGCAGUCCCAUGAAAGAGUGAGCAAGCGGCUGCACCAGCGGUUCCAAGCCUGGGUGGACAGAUGGACCAAGGAGCAUGUGACUCGGGAAAUGGCAGCUGAGACAAACAAGUGGCUAAUGGGAGAAGGGUUGGAGGGUUUGGUGCCCUGUACCACUACCUGUGAUACAGAGACCCUGCACUUUGUGAGCAUUAACAAGUACCGUGUCAAAUACGGCACGAUAUUCAAGACACCGUAAAGUCCCUGAGUGAGGGAAGAUCACGUGGUGUGUGUAUGUGUGUGUGUAUCAAGGAAAGGAGGAAGAUGCCUUUCUCCCUUCACUGUGUAUCUCCGUAACAUGGCCAGUUGACUAGUGCGAAGCUGGUACAGUCUGUCACCAGCGGGAUUCGGUUUAGGAAAACGAAUCUCUACAAACCUAAGCUGGAACUGUUGCCAACAGGCCUCUGACUUCAGCGUGCACUGUGGAGGGAAGGACCCUUUUCAGAACUGAGUGAUUCUAGAGAAAUGCAGCUAGCUCGUACGCACCAGCAGUUUUGAGACUAACUCCUCAAUGGCCUGAGCUUCAAGGGAAGAGAACUGGAUGUUGCAUACAUCCUGACCGGAGUGGUGCAUUUAAAGUUACAUGCUCAGAUAUGUCGUGAAACCCAGAGGUGCCUAUCACAACUGGAUUCUCCUCUGUUAGGCUGCUGCAGGUUUGUCAGGAUCUCACCUGGGGUCACCCAUCUGUGCAGUCCAGCUGUCGAGAACACCAUUUCCUGGAUCUGACCCUCGACUCCUCCCUCCUUCACCCUGCUGGACUCCUGAUUCAGCCAGUUCAGAUUGGUCUGUCCUUUCUAGUGCCAGUUGGAUUGUUUUGUACCUGCUUCUUUACUAGUCUUUCCUAGUGCCAUGCACCAGCUUUUCACACACAUACGCACACACAGCAGAAACAACACAAUUUUAACAUGUUCCCCUUCCUUUUUGUAAAUAAAUGUACAUAUUGUCAA